AUGUUUUCUGCGAGGACACCACCCCGAAUACACAACAUCUGCGCCCAAUGCCUCCGCCACUCCAAGCGUCGCCUCUACAGCAGCACAUCAAACAACCCACCUCCACCUCCCCCAACCGGCACAGCCAAACUUACCAACCGCCGCCUCGUCUCCCUCCACGGCCAAGAUGCGCCCAAAUUCCUCCAAGGCCUAGUCACAGCCAACGUCCGUCCGGACUCCCGCUCCGGUUUCUACGCCGCUUUCCUCACCGGCCAAGGACGAGUCCUGAACGAUGUCUUCAUCUACCCUACCCUUGGCUCGCGCUGGCAUCAAGACGUGAAUAAGAAUGAAGAGCAAGGGUAUCUGGUGGAAGUAGAUGGCGAGCAAACGGAGGCGCUGAUGAAGCAUUUAAAGCGGCAUAAGCUGCGGUCGAAAUUGAAGUUACGGCUGCUGGAGGACGGGGAGUUGGAUGUGUGGGGUUUGUGGAGGGAGGAUGAAAGAUGGACGGCGCAUACGAAGGGGCAGAAGGAGGGAGGGUUGAUUGGGCUGACGGAUUGUAGGGCGCCGGGGAUGGGGCAGAGGGUGUUGUUGCCGGAGUCUAGGUCGCUGGCUGUGCUGGGAGCGGAGGCGGAGGGUGUUGAGGAGGCGCCGCUGGAUGCUUAUAGAGUAAGGAGGUAUCUGAAGGGAGUGGUGGAGGGGCAGAAUGAGAUUCAGCGGGAGGAAGCGCUGCCUAUGAAUGCGAAUAUUGACAUUAUGGGUGGGAUUGACUUCAAGAAGGGAUGUUAUAUUGGGCAAGAGUUGACGAUCCGGACGCAUCACACUGGAGUUGUUCGAAGACGAGUUCUGCCGAUAGCGUUGUACGAUCAUGGAAGGGAGCCUCCGGGGACACUGACCUAUGAUGCUGGAUCGGGCAGACCACUACCAGAGCACGAUGUGGACAUCCGCAGGGACGACAAGCGAAAACGAGCUACUGGCAAGUUCAUUGCUGGCAUUGGGAAUGUCGGCCUAGCGAUGUGCAGGCUGGAGCAGAUGAGCGAUCUCACUGUCUCUGGCGAAGGCAGUUCCUUCAGCCCUGGCGACCGCUUCGUCGUUCAGAGCCCAGAUGGCCGGGAUAUUGGUGUCAAGGCAUUCGUGCCGGACUGGAUCCGCGGCAACGUUCGAGAGGCAAAAGUGCAGAAGCGCGUCACAUGA
Saxophila tyrrhenica is the source of this 1170-nucleotide messenger RNA. It is a transcript of the gene CAF17, whose product is annotated as ccr4 associated factor. The transcript has a single exon. The coding region runs from base 1 to 1170 and encodes 389 amino acids. NCBI's taxonomy places the organism in Eukaryota, Fungi, Ascomycota, Dothideomycetes, Mycosphaerellales, Extremaceae. Gene Ontology annotation, molecular function: protein binding. The record is from RefSeq and is a predicted model, not a curated record. Gene Ontology annotation, cellular component: mitochondrial matrix. Gene Ontology annotation, biological process: iron-sulfur cluster assembly.